ACCACGUCGUCACGAGCCACCGACGCCGAGCGUGAGCUCUCAUUCCGCCGCCGUGCUCAUUCCACCGUGGGCUACCUGUUCAUUUCAGCUGAAUAGUCGCUACCUGUUCUUCGCCUUCCAAACGGUCAGCCCCGACGACCUUACGCCGCCGCCGACCGCCCUCGCCUGCCCCUUCUGAAGGCGUUCCUUCUUCCUAUGGACGGUACGGGUAUCUGCAGUGCUUCGUUCUGUGUGAGCACUAUUGCCGGAAGUCUCAUCUACGCCAGCCUCUUCCUCUUCGUGCCGUACCUUGUCACCAACACUCUAUUCCCCACCUGCUUCAGUCCCGACUGCUAUAACUUCCCCAGAGAACUGGCCAUGGCCAUGGAGCCCCGCGCUGACCCCUGCAAGGACUUCUACCGCUUCGUGUGCGGUCGCUGGAGUACCGUGCACCCCGUCGACGCCAACCAGUUUGCCAGACUUCAGCGAAAGAUAUUCUUCAGUCUCUACGACGAGAUACACCAGGCGGACAAGACCCCCGUUCCCCAGUCAAGCGCUGUCGAAAAAUCCGCCCUGGGCCUACGCAUCUGCGAAGAGAUCUUCUCCUACCGCGAGGAUAACAUCGACGACUUGCAGGCAUUCCUCAAGACUCAAAACUUAUCUUGGCCCGAUGUCAGCCACGCAUCACCCUACGACGCACUAGAAGCACUCAUCGCCUUGGGACUUGAUUGGGACAUCCACCUCCUGUUCCAAAUGAAGCUCGUACCAAAUUUCAAGCAGGACGACCGCCUCCUCCUGUCCCUCAGCCAGAGUUCGAGCCUCGUCCUUUGGUUCCAGCACAGGGUUACGAGGUUACCCGGCUCACUCCUGGGCGACGCAAUCGUCAAAAUAGCCCACAUGCUCGGGAGCACGGACGAGGACUACAGCAAACUCGUAGAGACCAUAGUAUUGAUGGAUACGGACCUCAUGUCAAUGUACCUUCAAACCGGCGAGAAAGAAGUGCUGGGGUACGCGAAGUACGGCGACCUCGGUAACCUAUCGCACAGUCGCAUUCCAGCUAGUCGUUGGAUCAACGGCAUCAACCAGCACCUUCCGGAGGGCGUGCACGUCAAACCCGACAGCGAGUUGUACCUCAUCGGCACGUCUUACAUGUCGGUGACGGCCAGGUUCUUGAGCAAGUACGAGAAAUUUCCGCAUCUGGUGCGCUUGCUCUUCGGUUGGCACGUCGUAAGAUCCCUGAUCCCGAUCACGUCUUACAGUAUGGCAAAGAUCCUGAUCACGGAGACGUUGGACACCCAGAUGGCGGUUUACUUUCUCGAGACCUGCGUGGGUCGCGUGUCCGAUAUCGCACCUUUCGCGCUGGCCCAUUACUACUUCAACAAGUUUCUCCCGUCGAUAACGCUGCGCACGGUAGAUGCCCUGGUCAACAACAUUCGCGAGACGUCCCUCAAUGGAUUCCGCAACCUUUCCUGGAUGGAAGAACAGACCAGAAGGGAAGCGACCAACAAGCUGGCCUCACUUCACAAGAUCGUGGCUUUCCCCAAAGACCUUUCUUCCCGCCUGGACAUCGAUGCGUACUACUCUUACCUUCCAGAAUUCAAGCCCCCCUUCCUGAGAACGUAUCUCCUAGCGUCUAAAGCCACCCUGGACCACACGAAGCCCCUGCUGCGUGGCGGCGCCAACAAUUCCAUCAACCGCGACCUCUACCUCCACGCACAACUGAUCCCAGUCAAUUCCUUCUACAUGUUCGUCUAUCAUGUCAUGUUCAUUAUGCCCUCUAUCCAGUUCCCGCCAUAUUACGCAGACUCUUUGCCCGUCGCAGCGCGUUACGGCGGUCUUGGCCACGUGGUGGGCCAUGAGAUCACGCACGUCUUCGACCCGUUUCAAGGGUCGUUGGACAGGACGGGACGCAAGGUGGAGUGGUUUUCGGAGACCUCACGUCUGAGGUUCUUGGGGAGGUUGGAGUGCCUGGUUCGCCAGUACAGUGCGGCGUCCCGCGCGCUGAGGGACCUGGAUACGAAGACGUUAUCCGAAGAUUUCGCCGAUAACAGCGGCUUCGAGUGGACGUUUUCGGCAUACAGGAAGCAGGUGACUUUAGGAAACAGCCCUUCCGGUGUGUGGGACUUGACGAACGACCAGCUGUUUUACGUCACUUCCUGUCACAAGUGGUGUGCGUCGCACAGUGACGCGGCGGGGUUCUUUUAUUCCCCAAAGUCACUCCGGUGCAAUGUGCCCUUGAUGAACAGCGCAGAGUUCGGAGAAGCUUUUCAGUGUCCUCCCGGUUCGCCAAUGAACCCCAGCAUGAAAUGCACUUUUGGAUAGAUUCACGAAAGUCGUGUACUCGAUACACGGUGAUGAUGCCCUGCUUUUAGAAUUUGUGCAUAUACAAAUAUAUUUGCGUAAUGA
This is a messenger RNA of Ornithodoros turicata, 2385 nucleotides long. RefSeq names its product neprilysin-1-like. Gene Ontology annotation, biological process: protein processing. The transcript has 2 exons. Gene Ontology annotation, molecular function: metalloendopeptidase activity. NCBI's taxonomy places the organism in Eukaryota, Metazoa, Arthropoda, Arachnida, Ixodida, Argasidae. Gene Ontology annotation, cellular component: plasma membrane. The record is from RefSeq and is a predicted model, not a curated record. Bases 196 to 2301 code for a protein of 701 amino acids.